Messenger RNA from Phyllostomus hastatus (greater spear-nosed bat), 2384 nucleotides. RefSeq names its product cornulin-like. The transcript is spliced from 3 exons. The coding region runs from base 101 to 2047 and encodes 648 amino acids. Gene Ontology annotation, molecular function: calcium ion binding; transition metal ion binding. Gene Ontology annotation, cellular component: cytoplasm. The record is from RefSeq and is a predicted model, not a curated record. Gene Ontology annotation, biological process: regulation of phosphatidylinositol 3-kinase/protein kinase B signal transduction; positive regulation of cell cycle G1/S phase transition; cellular response to cytokine stimulus. Lineage: Eukaryota; Metazoa; Chordata; Mammalia; Chiroptera; Phyllostomidae.
AAUCCCCUAUAAAAGGCUCCUGCCCUGCUGACCUGGCACUGCACACUCCGCUUAGCAGCCACUUGCCUCAUCCUACCUGUGCAUUAGCUGGACUCCCAAGAUGCCUCAGUUACUGCGAAACAUUAACGGGAUCAUCGACGCCUUUCAACGCUAUGCCAGGACAGAGGGAAACUGCUCAGUGCUCACCCGGGGGGAGCUGAAAAGGCUCCUGGAGCAAGAGUUUGCUGAUGUCAUUGUGAAACCCCACGACCCGGCCACUGUGGAUGAAGUCCUGCGCCUGCUGGAUGAAGACCACACAGGGACUGUAGAAUUCAAGGAAUUCUUAGUCUUAGUGUUUAAAGUCGCACAGGCCUGUUUUAAGACAUUGAGUGAGAGUCCUGAGGGAGUGUGUGGACCUCAAGAGUCUGGAAGCUUCCCCUCUGGGGCCUUGCCAGAGCUGGGAGAAGGAGAAAGAAGUGUCACAGAAGUGGGAAGCACUGGGGAAAGACAGCGUCAGGAGGGGAGCAGUGGUAGACAGAGCAGGCAGGCUGCCAGAGGGCAGGGCGGAACUGGGACACAGACCCACGGUCAGGACAUCAGCUCUUCUCAGGUCAGUCACCAUGACAGGCAGUAUGAGUCUCAGAGACAGGACAAAGAGAGCCUGCGAACACAAGCAAGAGGAAAUGUGGAGCCAACCCAGAGAGAGGGAGAAGAUCAGAGCCCCCAGACCAGAGAAAGAGUAUCAGAGAGGCAGUCACAGACUGGGGAACAGAUCAGAGCCCCCCAGGCAAGUGAAACUGUUACUGGAACCAUAACUGAGACCCAGACAGGUGCCACGGAGACCAAGGGGCAAGACAGGAGCCAGACACAGGAGCCCACCCACGGCCAGACCAGGGUGACUGAGACCCGCAGUCAAGACAGGAGCCAGACAAGACCCACUGUUACAGGAGGACAAGUUCAGACACAGGGAAGUGCCACCGAGACUGUGGAGCAGGACAGGAGCCAGCGGACAGGAAACACCAGCACCCAGACACAGGAGCCCACCCACGGCCAGACCAGGGUGACUGGGACCCACAGUCAAGACAGGAGCCAGACAAGACCCACUGUUACAGGAGGACAAGUUCAGACACAGGGAAGUGCCACCGAGACUGUGGAGCAGGACAGGAGCCAGCGGACAGGAAACACCAGCACCCAGACACAGGAGCCCACCCACGGCCAGACCAGGGUGACUGAGACCCGCAGUCAAGACAGGAGCCAGACAAGACCCACUGUUACAGGAGGACAAGUUCAGACACAGGGAAGUGCCACCGAGACUGUGGAGCAGGACAGGAGCCAGCGGACAGGAAACACCAGCACCCAGACACAGGAGCCCACCCACGGCCAGACCAGGGUGACUGGGACCCGCAGUCAAGACAGGAGCCAGACAAGACACACUGUUACAGGAGGACAAGUUCAGACACAGGGAAGUGCCACCGAGACUGUGGAGCAGGACAGGAGCCAGCGGACAGGAAACACCAGCACCCAGACACAGGAGCCCACCCACGGCCAGACCAGGGUGACUGGGACCCGCAGUCAAGACAGGAGCCAGACAAGACACACUGUUACAGGAGGACAUGUUCAGACAGAGUCAGGGUCACAUAUCCAGAAUAAGAAUCAGGACAGGAGCCAGACUCCAAGACACAUAGGGGCUAGAGAACAGGGACAGACCCAGAUGCAGCCAAGCAGUGGUCAAAGAUGCACACAAGUGAGCAGCUAUGAGGCAGAAGAGCCCACACGGGGAGGACAGGCCCAGAGUGGGACAAGCACUCUAACGGGCAGACAGGACUACAGCAGCACUCACCCAAGGGGCAGUGUGAUGGGAGGGCAGGGAGAGAGAGAGCCUUCGGUAGUUAAGCAGGAGGAGUGGGCUGAUGACCACACAAGGGAGACAGCAAUCCGAAGGCAGGCCCAGGGCAGCCUGCACACCAGCAAGCCUUCAGUGCAGGGCCCAGAGGCAGCACAGCCAGAGGAGAAGCGAGGCUUCACAGCCAGGGAGCUGUAUUCCUACUUCAAAAGCAACAAGCCAUGAGUGUCCAGCUCCUGAAGAAGACAGCUGGAGAGGCAUUGGCUUGGCCUGCCCUGGCCAGUUCAGCUGGCAUGUCCCUGGACAUCAGAGCUUAAUCAUGGUGCUUCUCUCUAAGGUCUUUCUCAGUGAGGCCAUUUCUGCAGGGUGCUUUCUAUCCUAAACUCUCUCUCUUGCCUGCUUUGCUGUGCAGACCCUCUCAGAAGCAGAAGACACAGAGCAAGUCAUCCCUUUCCUGAAUGUUCCUCGGCUUAUGGGGUUUUUCAGAGCUACUUUUCUCUCUGCCAUCUGUCCACAGCCCUAUCUAUCCUGGUGCAUCAAUAAAACUUAUCUAGGCAACUGG